GCGCACCGAGCGACGAGGUGGACCGUCUGUGAUGCGUGCUCCUGCCCUAGACAUAUGCUAUAUAUCUCCUUCCAUGAGGGAACGAGGAGACUCUUCAAACCAGACCUGGCAUGGCGCGCAGUGAACACCGCGGCGUCCUCCAAGUGAUGAGCCACUAAAGAGACGCACCUGAGAGAGAAGAAAAAAAGAACCGCACAUAAAGUCCGGCUCCCCAGACGGGUCGUUAAUGGUUUUGCCAAUGCCGCCUCUGCGCGCGCUCCCGGCGGCUUUAACGCGGACAUAAGGAGGAAGGUCAACACGCUGAGGAAGAAGAAGGGGGCAGUGAUUCAGUCCGCGGGAGUUUGGCGCCGUGGUUCACGGGCUUUCUCGGCUGUAUUUUUAGCAUCCCUGUGUUUUCCCUCUCCUGACCGUCGUCCUCCUCCUCCCGGGCUCCGGGGGAGAGCAGGGUGAGGGCGCACGGACACACGCCGCCCGCGAGGCUCCCUCCACCGUGCACUCUCGCUUGGGUGUGGGAGGCUUGACGAUGGAUUAAUCAUCCCUACCUUCUGUUGAUCUGACCUUAUUCCGACCCCCCCGGUCACCUUGGGAAUACUUCAAGCUCCCCCGAGCGCUCGAGCGUGUUCUGAUCGCCGGUACAGCGCUCGAGCUGCCCGGUCCAGCGCUCGGUAUUCGAGAUGAACGCAGAACAUGUGCUGCGCUGCCUGCUGAUGCUCUGCUUCGCGCUGUUCUCCGCCAACGCGAGCAACUGGCUGUACUUGGCCAAGUUGACGUCGGUAGGAAGCAUUGCCAACGAGGAGACGUGUGAGCGGCUCCGGGGCCUCAUCCAGAGACAGGUGCAGAUCUGCAAGCGCAGCAUCGAGGUGAUGGACGCAGUGCGCCGCGGGGCCCAGCUGGCCAUCGACGAGUGUCAGUUCCAGUUCAGGAACCGACGGUGGAACUGCUCCACGCUGGAGUCCAUGCCCGUCUUCGGAAAAGUGGUGACGCAGGGCACCCGUGAGGCGGCCUUUGUCUACGCCAUCUCUGCGGCCAGCGUGGCGUUCGCGGUGACGCGCGCCUGCAGCAGCGGGGAGCUGGAGAAGUGUGGCUGCGACCGCACGGUGCACGGAGUCAGCCCCGAGGGCUUCCAGUGGUCGGGCUGCAGUGACAACAUAGCCUACGGCGUGGCCUUCUCUCAGUCCUUUGUGGAUGUGAGGGAGCGGGGUAAAGGCCAGUCCUCCAGCCGUGCCCUGAUGAACCUACACAACAACGAGGCGGGCAGGAAGGCCAUCCUGUCCCACAUGCGAGUGGAGUGCAAAUGUCACGGCGUGUCGGGCUCCUGCGAGGUCAAGACCUGCUGGAGGGCCAUGCCGCCCUUCCGCAAGGUGGGCAACGUCAUCAAGGAGAAGUUUGACGGCGCCACCGAGGUGGAGCAGCGCAAGGUGGGCACGGCCAAGGCCCUGGUGCCGCGCAACUCCCAGUUCAAGCCGCACACCGACGAGGACCUCGUGUACCUGGAGCCCAGCCCGGACUUCUGCGACCGCGACCCGCGCACGCCGGGCAUGCUGGGCACGGUGGGACGCCAGUGCAACCGCACCUCCAAGGCCAUCGACGGCUGUGAGCUGAUGUGCUGCGGCCGCGGCUUCCAGACGGAAGAGGUGCAGCUGGUGGACCGCUGCAGCUGCAAGUUCCACUGGUGCUGCUACGUCAAGUGCAAACAGUGCCCCAAGACGGUGGAGAUGCACACGUGCCGGUGAUGCACGGACGGACGGGGCAGUGGUGGCGUC
Molecule: messenger RNA, 1763 nt
Organism: Gadus chalcogrammus (walleye pollock)
Lineage: Eukaryota; Metazoa; Chordata; Actinopteri; Gadiformes; Gadidae
Gene: wnt4
Product: wingless-type MMTV integration site family, member 4
Exons: 6
Coding region: 675-1733 (352 amino acids)
Biological process (GO): neuron differentiation; cell fate commitment; canonical Wnt signaling pathway
Cellular component (GO): extracellular region
Molecular function (GO): frizzled binding; cytokine activity
Source: RefSeq, a predicted model, not a curated record